This is a messenger RNA of Chroicocephalus ridibundus (black-headed gull), 4414 nucleotides long. RefSeq names its product EF-hand calcium binding domain 14 (gene EFCAB14). Lineage: Eukaryota; Metazoa; Chordata; Aves; Charadriiformes; Laridae. The transcript is spliced from 11 exons. The record is from RefSeq and is a predicted model, not a curated record. The coding region runs from base 233 to 1693 and encodes 486 amino acids. Gene Ontology annotation, molecular function: calcium ion binding.
GGAGCCGGCAGCAGCCAUGGCGCGGGCGGGGCGGGCGGCCGCGGCUGUGGGGCCGGACGCGCCGCCGCGGGGCCGGCGGGGGAGCAGCGGCCGCGGCCCCGCGGAACGCCUGUAGCCGCGGCUGGGCCGCAGGCUGGCGAGCCGGGACGCGCUGGAGGCGGCGGCGGCGGCAGCGGAGGAGGGAGGCGGGAGCCAGCCGCCGGCCGCGCCGCCGCCGACCCCCCACAAGAAGAUGAAGAAGCGGAAGGAGCUGAAUGCCCUCAUCGGCCUGGCCGCCGACGGCCGCAGGAAGAAGCCCGCCAAGAAGGGCUCGGGCCACCGGCUGCUGCGCACCGAGCCGCCCGCCUCCGACUCCGAGUCUAGCUCCGAGGAGGACGAGUUCUCGGCGGCCGGGGCGCGGGGCCGCUGCGGCAAGGGAGACUAUCUACGAUGCUGCAAAUUCUGUUACCCGUUAUGUGCGUUUGUCAUUCUUGCCGCUUGUGUGGUAGCGUGUGUUGGCUUGGUCUGGAUGCAGGUGGCUCUCAAGGAGGAUCUCGAUGCAAUAAAGGAGAAGUUUCGAACUAUGGAAUCUAAUCAAAAGACAUCAUUCCAAGAAAUUCCUAAACUGAGUGAAGAUUUGGUGCAGAAGCAAAAGCAACUAGAACAAAUUGAGACUGGAGAACUGGGGCUAAGUAAAAUUUGGAUAAAUAUCACAGAGAUCAAUAAACAGAUAUCACUAUUGACCUCAACAGUAAAUCAUCUCAAAAACAACAUAAAGUCUGCUUCUGAUCUGAUUUCUCUUCCUGUCACAGUAGAGAAACUAGAGAAGACCGUAGCGAACAUAGGUAGCACGCUUACCAGCGUUUCUCACGAUGUUGAAAAUAUACAGACAGCUAUUGAAGAAUACAAGAAAUCCACAGAAAUACUCCAGAAUGAUGUGAAGGAAUUAAAACAGAUACCUUCACUUCCCUCCACUGUUAUGCCAAGGACAGAGAGAAAUCAGACAGAAAAUUGCAAAAAGGAAAGCCAGUCACUGCGUGCAGCUUUGGAAGAGCUAAAUAAUACUGUAGUGGCGUACCAAAAGUUGAAUGACCUUAAGCUUCUAAAUGUGGAUUCAGCCAUUAGUAACCUUAGCCGGGGGGUUCUGCUGUUAGAAAACUCUCCCCUUGCUGUGAAUAAUCUGGACAAGAGAGAGAACUUGUCUACCAGCGUGGGGAAUGAUGCAGCUACCUCUCGAAAAGUGGAAAAUGAAGAUCAACUAGAUAAUGAAACUCAUUCAAAUAAAGAACUGAAGGAAACAGGAACUAGAGAUUCUCAGGUAUCAAAACUAAGAGAGAAGCUUCAGCUGAUCAGUGCUCUCACAGGCAAGCCAGAAAAUGACAGACCCAUUGAGACAUCAAAGAAUGUUGAAAAUAGUCUGAGUACUACAGUGAAGCCCACAGACCUUUCAAGGCUGGCUUCAAGGUCAGCUGCUGACAACACAGAGACUAACGGGCAGCUGAGACAUCUGUCCUUACCAGGAAUUUCCAGCAUCGAAGAGCUUCAGAAUUUGUUUGAAAAAGCAACUGAAGAUGCUGAUGGAAAACUAUCAUAUGAAGAUCUUCAAAAGCUGCUUGGCUCUGCAGCCCAAGAGUCACAGAGCUUUAAGAAAUUUGACACAGAUGGAGAUGAGAAAUACUCAUUACAAGAACUGAGAUUAGCUUUAGGUGUAUAGGAUAUAUUUAGAAAUGUGAUAUUGGUGGAUGCUACUGUAGAUAAAGGAAACUACGGGACAUGAAAAACUACGUCUGCACUUUCCCGGUGUUUUACUGGUCUUCGGAGCUAAAUUACUGUACACAUUGCCACCUCUUUUUUCACUUGCAUUUAUUGGGGAAAAAAAAUUUACAAAUUUAUAUGUUGAUAGGACAUAAUAUUGGGACUGUGUUAAAAUCCAGAAAAUUCCCAAACACUCCUUUCAUUCUUUCCUUUUCAAAGGAAGUUCUUGUUUUUAAUUUAAAAUGUGUACAUACUAAAAUAAAACUAUGGUUUUAUAUUUCACUGAAAUUUGCCUUAAAUUAGAGAGCUGCACUUUAUGUAGAGCAGAAAGAAAUCUGUCUUGUAAAGAUGGGCUUCUUCUGCUUGUAAAUAUUUGAGCUAGAGUAAAUUAUGCAUAUUUAAGGGGAAGUUUGUGUCAGGGGCUGUGUUGGUCGUAAGCUGUUUAAGAGAGCCUGAGCCUAAAAGGGGUGAUUAGGAGCUUCAGCUAAAUUUUAAAUUUUGACUAAGUAUAACCAUGAAUGAAUUUGGACUCAGAGGAAAGCAGGAGUGGUAAAUCAUGCCCAUCUAUAGCAGGAUUUAUUUUUAGAAGGAAGAGUUUGAAAGUUUUUAUAUCAUGAGCCUACAGGAGCAAUUACCUACCAAGUGCUUGGGUUUUCACUUCAGCAUUCUUUUAGCUUUGCUGUAUUGCGUCCAGAUUACGUUUUGUGAGAUAAGCCUAUCUGUUGUUAAAAACGUAGUAUUGAAUAACUUUAACAGAUGCUGAAGAGGUCAAAGUCCACAAUGCAGCCUGCAGAGUAGCACCUGAAUAGUUCAUGCCUUGGGUACCAUCAGUGGUGUACUGAAGGUCUUGCUGACUGGUCCCUGGAGAUCUUCUAAACAGGAUUGCUGGUGCUGCUGGGUUUCUUCCAUCUACUGUUGUUGGGGUCACAGUUGAAGUGCCCUGAGUAGAGCUUCUGGUCAAGAGGAGCAUAAGCAGGUGGGAAAGGCCCAGAGGAGACUUGUGGGCUGUUUCCUGACUAAUGUGAACAUGAUCGCUUCUUGGUACCUUAACCUUUUGUGUUGUCGCCAACAAAAGGAUAUAAAAAGCAGGAUAGGAGCGUGCAGUCGCAUCAGCAUUCUCUACUGAUGUGUGCUUUGUGAGGUUUCCUUACUGUGGAGGAACUUCAGGGUUUGUUUAUACUACCAGAUCUAAACACAGAGCGUAUUUACAACCUUCUGGAACAUAACAAAAAAUACUUUUUGCAGAAGGGAUUCUUUUGCAGGCUAGAUAAGAGCCAAGCUGGGUGAUUUUGCUCACAAAUAUCGCUGAUCUUGUUGGGAGUGUUUUUGCAUGAGUAGUGAAGUUGCCCACCUUGCCAAAACAUCAGUUUAUGUGGAAGUUGGUUCAUAAUUGUUGACUUUUUAUAUAAAAAAACUUUGGACUGGAUGCUUAUAGUUUUAUGAAUAAUUGUAUUCUGGAAGUAUGAAUCAGUGAAGGAAUGUGCAAAAUGGAAUCCUCUACCCAUUGCCUAGGCUUCUUUCAGCAUUGCUCUUCUGUCCUGUUUGGGUAAUGCAGAUGUGACCCAAUAUGGUGAUGCUUUUGAUGUGACAUUUGAAAAUACAGUAUUUGAACAAAACAAAACCAACCAACCAACCUUGGCUUUUGAGAGGACAAGAAGCCGACACUUGCUUCUUGCCACUUCCCACACCCUUUUAUACACUACUGUAUAAGUCCUUAACCAAAUAAAAUUAAAAAAAAAAAACCCAACAAACCAACCAAUUAGCAAUAAAAUGUAACCAUUCUGGUAUUUUAUUUGUACAUACUGUAUCAUAGCCAUAUGCCAGAGUUUGCAAAAUAUUUUUGGAAGCUUGAUUUGUAUGGAGCUUAACUUACCUUAAAAUCUAAGGGAUUAUUGUAUUGCUGUGUGAAUCUAUUAGCGUUUUGUUUUGUUGCGGUCUACUUUACGUUUAGAAGGCGAGAGGCAGCGUGUGCCGCGGCGGCCAAGGAGCCCGCGGGGGCCAAGGAGCCCAGCUGGCCAGUAACCCCCGCGGGGGCCAAGGAGCCCAGCUGGCCAGUAACCGGCCCUGGGGCACAGCUCUCCAGUGGUGCCGCUUAAUUUGCGUGCCAGGAGCACAGCACACUGCUAAUUGCUGUAGUCACCGCUGUUGUAGGGGGGACUUGUGCCACCAAUUUAACAAAAUCCGAUCAGUGGUUGUUCUUAUGUGGCUGGGGUAGCUGCUUGGCAUGCUGCGGGCUGGGAGCACCGGUCCCGUCCCUGCACGCUGGUCUCCAUCCCGCACGCUUUCCAAAGCCUUUAUCCAUGCUGGGUAAGGAUGGGGCCAUUCCUCCCCCGUGUUUUAUUCCCGCUGCAGGUGGUAGAGGGCGUACAGCCCUGGCUGUUGUAAGGAUCUGGCUUGUCCAGAUCCUCUCUCUGCCGAGUUGAGGGGUCUGUGGGCGGCAGCGGGGGCUGUAGCUGCGACUUGCUGUUACGCUGCGAUCCUCGGGUUCGCUUUCAGGCUGUCUUUGUGGUUUUUUGGGUGACCCCCGCGUAGGGGACCGCUGUGUACCGUUCAGUUUCCGGCCUGUCCGAGGCGCCGUGCGUCGCCCUUCCCCGCCCCGCUGGUCCGAGCCACGGUUCUCCGCGCCUUUUACCAUGUAACGCCACUUUUAAAUCUCUCAAUAAAAGUUCAUUUUUUUUUU